AAGGACCAGAACUUUACAGAGGUAAACUGUGUCUGUUCUUUUACUAUUACAGUUCAUCGUGGCCCUGUCGUUCGCCUCCUUCACCAAAGCUCUGUCAAGGACCUACAUGAAGAGUGCCAUCACUCAGAGAGACACUUUGACCUGUCCAGCUCUCUCAUCGGACUCAUAGACGGCAGCUUUGUGAUGGGUAACCUGCUGUUCCUGGCUGUGAUCAGCCAUUUUGGGGCGAAGCUGCACCGGCCCAGGCUCAUUGCUAUUGUCUGUUUCCUCAUGGCUGUAGGAUCCUUCCUCACAGGCCUGCCACACUUCUUCAUGGAACGGGCUAUCAGGAGAGCUACCCAAUCGCAGAGGGCCCUGGUGGCUUCAUCAGUGAUGCCAGACUUCUGCAGAUGCAGAGAGCUGAGAGAGAGGCCAUGGAAGCAAAGCAAAGAAAGAUAAGUGCUAUCCAUGAGAAUUAUGUCCGGACUGCUCUCAUCGGGGUUGGCAGCACCUUCGCGCACCACUUCGUCCCCUCUAUUCAGUGCAUUCCGCGGCCGAAAGCUCCACCGAGGCCUUUGCCGCGAAGGCUUGAACACAUAGCUCUGGCCCCACUGAAGAACGUGGUGGGGGUGGACGGAGCCCAAGGUCGACCCGGAUCUCACUCUCUGGAGUCCAACCAGGUAAAUAAAUCAUUCAGCAGCAGUAGCGUGUGGCC
Oncorhynchus keta (chum salmon) is the source of this 694-nucleotide messenger RNA. RefSeq names its product solute carrier organic anion transporter family member 1B2-like. The record is from RefSeq and is a predicted model, not a curated record. Gene Ontology annotation, cellular component: membrane. NCBI's taxonomy places the organism in Eukaryota, Metazoa, Chordata, Actinopteri, Salmoniformes, Salmonidae. Gene Ontology annotation, biological process: transmembrane transport; sodium-independent organic anion transport. Bases 184 to 438 code for a protein of 84 amino acids. The transcript is spliced from 4 exons.